Molecule: messenger RNA, 5831 nt
Organism: Solanum pennellii
Lineage: Eukaryota; Viridiplantae; Streptophyta; Magnoliopsida; Solanales; Solanaceae
Product: TMV resistance protein N-like
Exons: 6
Coding region: 1985-5638 (1217 amino acids)
Biological process (GO): defense response; signal transduction
Molecular function (GO): protein binding; ADP binding
Source: RefSeq, a predicted model, not a curated record
UUAUGUAUGAAGGAAAAUAAGUGAUUUGUUACUUCUUUUGUGUGUCUGUAUGCUCGGUACGUAAGCAAGAAAUAUUAUUAUUAAAACAUUACACAAAUAAUAUGCGAGGUGGGGAUGGGAUGAAGAUAAAGGUGUGUUGAAGGUUUUGGAGUAUACAAUCAACGUGGAAUGCUACUUGUAGACCUUGUUAUCCCUUUUUUUGAUGGGAUGAAGAUGAGGUGUGUUGAAGGUUUUGGAGCAUAUAAUCAACGUAGAAUGCUACUUGUAGAACUUGUUUUCCCGUUUUGAUGGGAUGAACAUGAGGCGUGUUGAAGGUUUUGGUGGAUACAGUCAACGUAGAAUGCUACUUGUAGAACUUGUCUUCCCGUUCUGUGAUGGAAUGUUUCAUCCAUCACAAAAAAGUGGUAAACAAGCAAAGGCCCACCCAAUGUUAGUUCUCUUUCACAUACAGUACUAUUGCUAGCUGUAAAUGAAGUUUCGAAAAUUUAUUGAUGAUCCCUCCUUCUCAACUACUUGCAUUCACUUUCUGUGUAGUAUUUAGCAAUGCUGAAUGAAUCCACUUUCUAUUCAUCUUUUGAAAAGUACCACUUUUUCUUUCACUAAGGCUUUAGCAAUAUUCUUCAAACAAUGUCUCAUGCUUCUUCUUCCAAAGUUUGUGACUUGUUUUACAUCACGAUAUUUAAAUGUUGUUUAUUUCUUUCUUAAAUUCCAUAUUCAACCAAACACGUCGCAUCAUCCGUUUGUGAGAUUUUAUUAGAAAUGUUGUUCUUUGAAUCAUUUUCUGGGUGAUUGUAAUAAGUGACCGCAAUAAAUGAGCAUAAGGUGGAUUUUCAUUUUGUAAUUCAAAAUAUCUAAAUGAUUCUAUAGUCACAUAUUGGUCAAAUAGUUGUGGUACCAACAUGUUAAAUUGAAUUUAUCUAAUGGUUAAGUAAAUUUAUAAUUUUUAUUUCUGCUAAAAGAGGACAUUUUUUAUAUGUAAAAGGUAAUUUUGAUUUGAAGAGAUAUUUUUAAUUUGAUAAUUAAUAUGAAAAUAAUUUGGAAAGAUAGAUAAUUUAUCAUUCUCAAAAAUUUAGUUUUUUGGUGUGGUUCUCUCAGGUUAGUAUUUCUUUUCUGCUUUUUGUGUGUUUUCUUCUAAAUUGUUACGAAAUUUCUCAGUUAGGACACCGAAUUUAUAUAUUAAUUUACAGAAAGGUAUCAAUUUGCUGUUCAAUUGUUUAAUUUGUCAGUUGAAAAAAGGUACAUUUUUAUGUCAUGAAUUAGGAAGAUGAUAACAAGUUUCCUAUAGAAGAUGAAAAAAGGUAAAGUCUUUUUAUUUUGUUUAUUUCAAUCAUAUUACAAUGAAGAGUUUUAAGUUGUAAAAAAUGUAAUGACUUCAAUUAAUUUCUCACAAUAAUGAAUAACCUAGGAUACAUUUUUAUGAGUUGAAAUAGGAAGAUGAUAAGUAGUUCCCCGUAACGAGUAUGGCCUAGUAAUUAAUGAAGUGGUUGAGAGUCAUGACGUCUCAAGUUCAAAUCCCAACUGAGACAAAAGCACUAAGUGAUUCUUCCCAUAUGUCCUUGUCCUAUCCCCGAUGGACAAAGUUACUUGAUACAUGUUGCCGAUAGAUAUCCUAUGGGUGAAUGGAAGAGUUAGUUGUUUUAAUGAUGGGAUUCGUGAAAUUAGUCGAGGUGUGCUCUAAAUACUAACUAUUAUAAGAAAAGAACAAUUGAUGUGAGUCAUUUUUCUCAAUAAUUCAGAGAAGUUACGGAGAAGAUUCAAAGAUGGAGGGAUGAAUUUGCUAAUAUGAUGUAAAAAGAAGUAGCAAGUAAACUUUGUUUUUAUUUGUGUUUGUUGAUGGACCCAUUCACAAUGUGGAAAGAAGACUUCAUAUCAGACAUUGACUUUAAAUGUGAGGACAUUAUUAAUGAGAAGUUAGACCAAAUUCUGAGAAAUAAUUUUACCAAUUAGGCUUCAAAUAUUAGGCUUUAGCUAUAUUCUUCAAACAAUGUCUCAUGCUUCUUCUUCCAAAGUCUGCAAGUACGAUAUCUUUUUGAGUUUUAGAGGUGAGGAUACGCGUAGAACCUUUGUGAGUCAUCUCUAUAAUGCUUUGGAACAGAGAGGAAUCCAUGCUUUCAAAGACGAUGAGCGGUUGGAGGCAGGACAAUCAAUUUCUGCUGAACUUUUAAAAGCCAUAGAAGACGCCAGAUUCGCUGUCGUGGUAUUUUCAAAAAGCUAUGCAUCGUCAAGACGGUGCUUAGAGGAGCUUGCACACAUCAUAAAGUGUAAAAUGGAAUUGGAGCAGGUUGUGAUUCCAGUAUUCUAUGAUGUGAGUCCAUCAGAUGUACGCCAUCAAAAUUCCCCUUUUGCUGAUUCAUUUUUCCAACACGAGGUCAAAUACAAAGAUGAUAUGGAGAAGGUUCAAAGAUGGAGAGGUGCAUUUGCGGAGGCAGGCAAAAUAUCAGGCUAUCAUUUACUUAAUUUCAAAGAUGAGGCUGAGUGCGUCAAGAAACUAGUUGAUGACAUAUUUCCUAAGUCACUUCAAAUUAUUUCACCUUUUCCGGAAAGCUUAGUGGGUAUGAGAUCUCAGGUUGAGAAAGUAAGCGAAUUAUUAAGUAUGGAAUCAAAUGAUGCUCGCUCUAUUGGUAUUAGUGGUAUGGGUGGCAUCGGCAAAUCAGAACUUGCACGUGUUCUGUAUGAAAGAUACCGCCAUCUAUUUGAAGCUGAUUGUUUUCUUGGUGAUGUUGGAGAACUUCACCAGAAAAAUGGACUAGCAUGGCUGGCACAAGUCGUUAUUCGCAAGCUCUUGGGUGAAAAGAUGAGUGUAACUAGUGAACAUGAAGGGAUGAUUAUUUUAAAGAAUAGGCUUCGCUGGAAGAAAGUUUUGUUCAUUCUCGAUGAUGUAAACCAUCGAGAACAGUUGGAAUUUUUAGUUGGAGGGACAGAGUGGUUUGGAAUGGGUAGCAGAAUUAUUCUAACAUCAAGAGACAAGAACCUGUUGAUCAGUCACGUCGGAGAUAACGUGUAUGAAGUCCAACUAUUAUCCGUUGUUGAAGCACUUGAAUUGUUCAGCAGGCAUGCUUUUAGAGAAAAAUCACCAAAAGAAGAUUUUAUGGAACUUUCGAGAGAAGUGGUGGAGCAUGCUGGUGGUCUCCCGUUAGCCCUUAAAGUUUUGGGUUCUUCAUUUUACAGACGAGACAAAAAGCACUGGAGACACAUAAUUGAUCGGCUGAAGAGAAUCCCUCACAAGGAUAUUCUAGGAAAGCUUAGGCUUAGUUUUGAUGGUCUGGACAAAGAUGAGAAGGAAUUAUUUCUAGAUAUUACAUUUCUAGAAAUAGCAUGCUUGACUCGAUAUGAUCUUUUUUUUUCUGAGGAGCAUAUUAUGGUACUGAGAGACACGAGUCGUGGCUUUCUAGUAGAUUACCUUGUUGAAAAAUCUCUGUUAUCCAUCGACCUGAAUAAAGGUAUUGUGAUGCAUAAUAUGAUAAGAGAAAUGGGUGAAAAUGUCAUACGGGAAGAGUACGCUAACAGCAGAAUAUGGCUUCCCCAGGAGGUUUGUGAUCUUUUUGAAGGAAAGUUGGUUAGCAAUAUUUAUAUGACAGAAAAGGUGGAAAGUCUAUGUAUCCCAAACGAUUGCUAUUAUGAAGACGAUUUUGUCGAUUAUAGCCAUAUUUUCAAGAGGAUGCAAAGCUUACAAAUACUCAUAAUUCAUGAUAAAACUUUUCUCUCAAACUGUGAUACCACUUAUCUUCCCUCCAGUUUGUGGUUUAUUGAUUGGUUGGGGUAUCCUUCAUCUUCAUUGCCAGAGAGCUUUGAACCAUUGCAGCUGGUUGUGCUUUGGUUACGUAGAAGUUGUCUUGUGGAACUUUGGCCAAUAUCAAAGAAAUUGAGCAACUUGAAGCAUUUGGAUCUCAUGAACUGCUAUGAGUUAACAAAAUCCCCUAAUUUUGGUGAUAUGCCAGUCUUGGUGACACUAAAUUUAGAUUGGUGUGAGAAUUUGGAAGAGGUGCAUCCCUCUCUUGGACAUUGCAGAAUGCUUACUUCUUUGAGUUUGAAAUUUUGUGACAAACUUAAGAAGCUUCCAAAAUUUGUCUGCAUGGAAUCUCUUGUGCAUCUCGAUCUCUGUACUUGCAAAAGCUUACAAGAAUUUCCAGAAAUCUGUGGAGAUAUGCAGCACUUAUCAAAACUCUAUGUAGGAUCCCCCUGGAUAAGAAGCUUACCCCCGUCUCUCAACGGCCUUAGAAAGUUGCGAUUGGAUGAUUGUGAAAUUCUUGAAAGUAUUCCAGACACUUUUCGAAAUCUUAGAUAUCUCAUUAUUUCAGGUUGCAAUAAACUUACAACACUGACAGACAGCCUCUUUGAAUCACAGCAAUUGGAAUAUCUUAAAAUAUACGGAUGUUGUGGAUUGGUAAAGCUCCCGUCAUCUCUUGGAGUUCAAAAGAAUCUCUAUGAGUUAGAGAUUAUGGAUAGAUGUGAGAGCUUAAGGAAUCUUCCAAGCUCUAUUCGGAUGGAAUCCCUUCAACAACUCGAGAUAUCUAAUUCCCCAAAAUUAGAUACAUUUCCAGAAAUCAAAGGAGAUAUGCAUUGCUUGAAGGUCGUGACUCUGACGUCUACUGGGAUACGAGAAGUGCCUUCAUCCAUUGGGAAUCUGAGCGGCCUCACUUCUCUAAAUCUGUCAGGUUGUGAAGAUCUUGUAAGUCUACCAGACAACCUCUGUAAUUUGAUGAAUCUUCGUAAACUUAACCUCAGAGGUUGCAAAAGGCUAGAAAAGCUUCCAGAAAACAUUGGGGAUUUACAUCAAGUAUCAGGUUUAUCCUUACCAAAACUUCAUCUUGUUACUCCCUAUCGUUUGGGUGUACUUCCUGAGGAGUUAAGAGGUUUACACUUUUUGAAUGGGUUGGAUAUAAGUGGAAGCAAUAUUUCUUGUUUACCAAAAAACUUCAAAGGACUCUUUUCACUUUUGAAGUUGAACAUACAAUUCUGUGAGAAUCUUAAUGAACUGCCAAGAGAGCUACCCCCAAAUUUAAAAUGGCUAUAUGCAGAUUAUCAUUUAGCCCUGAAGAGCAUCAGAGAUCUCGUAAUGAAUUGUCUUAAGCUGUGUACGCUGGGGAUAUCCAACUGUGGAACUGUCUCAAGUGAACAAGUUAAUGUGUUCCUACAGCAUUUUCUCAAGACAUGCAUCCAGUGUGACUUCCACCGAAGGAAUUCUUUUAUCAUUACUUUUCCCGGAGUCAGAAUUCCAGAGUUGUUUGAUCAUGAUCGUUUUAUAAAUCAAAAAGAGAUGUCAAUUCAUCUGAAUCCAUCUUGGUAUACAGAUAAAUUCAUGGGUUUUUGGAUAUGUUACAGUCCUAUUAAAUUUCACACAGAAUUACGAGUUACAUUGGUCUGCAAAUCUGACCCUGAAAGAAAAUAUUCCUUGGAGUAUGACAUGUUUGGACAUUUUAUGAUCGAGUAUCCUUUAAUUUGUUGCUUGUACAUACCAUUUGAAACAUUGUGGAACAAUGGCGAAGGCAAUAAAGAAGGUAAGAAUCCAAAUGAUUAUUACAUGUUGGAGCUAUCUGGGGAAAAAAAAUGCUGCUGGGGAAUUCGACUGGUGUAUGAAGAGGAAGCAAUGAGUAAUGAUACUGCUCAUAAGAAAAGGAAAAGAAGAAGCAAUGAGUGAGGCAAAAGUUUGUUUAUAUGUAAAAGGUUAUUUGGAUUUGGAGAGACAUUUUUAAUUUGAAAAUUAAUACUAUUAAAAAUAAUUGAGUCAUAGAAUUUGUACAUAUAAAAUGUAAAUAUAUAAAUAUUGGAUGCUCCAUUAUGAGUUGAGAAAACUUCUCUAGUUAAAUAAAUUCUUUUUAAAUUUACAUAAA